ACUUUAAAGAGUUGCAAAUAAAAUUUGAGUUUUUUAUUGUGAAGAACAUGUAAAAAUCUGUUGCCUAGAUACAAAGACUAACUUAUUUAGGCCAAAGAUUCUCUCUAACUUGACCUGUGAAUUGAAUUGUGAUGGACGUGGAGAAGAUCAAGAGGAUAUCACCCAGGUUAUAUCUAUAUAUAUAUAUAUAUAUAUAUGUAUAUAUAUAUGGUCUUUCUCCUUAGCUACUAAGACAUGGGAGAUAACUUAUCUUCUUAAGACGAUGAUUCUGUCUCUUGUGAUUGAAAACACUGUAAAGUUGGCUAGGACAUGUCAGCUUGUAAGAAAGAUGGCUUAAAAACAAUGAUGUGAAAGUUAUAUCGAUAAAUUCAUAGUUUCAGUAUUAUUUCACUUUUUCUAUACCGACUUUUACAUUUUUUUUUUUUCUUCUUGUAGUAAAUAUCCUGAUAUAAUCAUGGCAGGUUGAACCUAUAUGUAUAACCAUUAUUAUGUAGUUGAGUGGCAUAAAGAACGUAAAACUAUGCAAUAAGGUAUAUGGGUGGGUAGGUAGGAUGAGUCAUUAAUCUUAGUUAUGGGCUGAAGAAAGAUUUUGAGAGCCAUUGGGUCAGAAGUAGCAUAUCAAAAUAGUAGUAUGUUCUAGGCUCUCUCUAAUUUUUGUUUAAAUAUAUUGAUUUAUGGUGAUGAUGACAAAGAAAAAAACUGUAAUGACAAUUACCAUGAACUUUGUAUGUGUGCGUAGUGUACAGACUUAUUUGAUGAUUGUAUAUACAUAUAGGUUUGAGAUUUGAGAAUUGUGAUCUAUUCAUACAUAUCAAUGAUAUCAUAUAGAAGACUGGAUAGCAUAACAGUGAAAAUGUACUCAGAAAUGACAUCAAACACAAUUUUGCACUUGCAAUAUCAUUUUCAUUUACUAUUCUUGUCUAGGAGUUUGGUUUAUUUACCAUCAUUGAGUAAGUGCUUGGACCAAUUAUCCCAAAAGUUCGUUUUUUAUAUAUGUCGUGCUAACUGAUAGCUCUGAACAUUAUUCACGAAGUUAAUUAAAUUGGAACCUUAUUCAAACCCAAAAUUUCUCUCUUAUGAGUUCUUAGAUUAUUAUAGUUAUCAAUUGUUGUGAUUCUUGAUUUUUCAUUUAUUGUUUGCUUCUCAUAGAAGUAUUAUUUUCUUUACAAGCCUGACAUAUAUGAGCUGCAUAUUCUAGUGGUGUUUGCUUGUGGGGGUAAUAGAAAAUUUAUUGAAUAUCAAAUCACACUGGUCACUAGGGCCACUAUUCCUAAAUCUUACCUGUUUAUACUUAGUUUUCCUUCUCUUUCUUUAGUUUUGGCUCUACAUUGUUAUAGCAAACUUCAAAUGCUGGUCACUAGGCCCACUACUCCUAAAAUGCUGGUCCCCAGACAAUCUCAACUAAAUAUUUAACAGUCCUAACCAGAUUUUGAACAACCCCCAUUCAGUUUUCACAACAUAGAACCUUUGUCUAUGAUCAUCUACCAUGGAAUCUCAUGGUGAAGUAGACCUAAGGAGCUUCAUGGAUGAAGAAAGGAAGAACAUCAAUUUACCCAGGAGACUGUCUUUUGGUGCUCAUCAAAAUUCAGCUGAGCCUAGAAUGCUGUUUACUUCUCCAAGGCCAUCUUCUGCUUCAGCAACAUCAAUCCCAAUACGACCAAUGAGCCCGGAGACACCAUGGACACUCUCCCCGGUGCGAACAUCUCCCACUCAGCCUCUUCUUUAUCAUUGCAUAGCCUCUCUUCAUCGCCAUGAAGGUAACAUUUUCUCUAUCACACUCACAAAAGAUUUUAUAUUCACUGGCUCUGAAAGUAAACGCAUCCAUGUCUGGAAGCAACCAGACUGCACUGAAAUGGGUUACAUAAGGGCUAAUUCUGGUCAAGUUCGUGCCAUCUUGGCUUGUGGAAGAAUGCUAUUUACCACACAUAGUGACUGCAAAAUUCGCGUAUGGAAUGUGUCGAUCACAGACAAUUUUCGACCAAAGAAGAUCACUACCUUGCCUCAAAGAAAAUCAUUCUUCUUGUUUCCAAGAAAGAGCACACUCCAACACAGAAACAUUAUUUCUUGCCUAGCAUACAACCAUGAAGAAAAGCUGUUAUAUACAGGUUCAUGGGACAGAACAGUUAAGGCCUGGAAUAUCUCUGAAAAGCAUUGUGUGGAUUCAUUUGUGGCUCAUGAUGGUCAUGUCAACGCAAUUGUUGUCAAUGAACAUGAUGGGUGUGUUUUCACUUGCUCCUCUGAUGGUUCAGUGAAGAUAUGGAGAAGGGUGUUUGGUGAAAGCUCUCAUAUUCUCACCAUGACGCUAAAGUUUCAACUUUCACCAGUUAAUGCCUUGGCUUUGAGCCUGUCACAAAGCACUUGCUUGCUCUACUCUGGCUCCUCAGAUGGGCUUAUAAACUUUUGGGAGAAGGAAAAGAUGUCUGGGAGAUAUAACCAUGGAGGGUUUUUACAAGGUCAUCAUUUUGCUAUUCUUUGCUUAAUAGCCAUAGGUGACUUAGUCUUUAGUGGUUCCGAGGAUUCAACUAUUAGGGUAUGGAGGAGAGAGGAAGGAAGUUGCUUACAUUCAUGUCUUUCAGUCAUUGAAGGACAUCAUGGGCCAGUGAGAUGCUUAGCUGCUUCUUUAGAGUCAGAUAAUGUGGUUAAGAGUUUGUUGAUUUAUAGUGCUAGCUUGGAUCAAACUUUUAAGGUGUGGAGGAUCAAAAUUUAUCCCACUGAGAAGGCAAACUUGGAGGACCCAGUGAAAGAUCAGCAAAGAGAAGCUGUGGAGUUUGAGAUGAGUCCAGUUCUGUCACCAUCAUGGGUAGAGAAGAAGCUUCAAGGAGAUCAUUUUCAGUAGGAGAGGCAGUAGCUGGAAACAAUCCAGACCAUGUAAGGUUUAGUUUAGUAUGAUUUUGGGGUUAAUAAAAUUGAAUCUAAUUUAUUUUCUAGUUACAAAAUCUUCUUUCUAUUUAACCCACCAUCCUAGUUUAGCUGUUCCACCCAACUUGUAUUAAUGAAUUUUGAAGAGGUUCA
This is a messenger RNA of Quercus lobata, 3012 nucleotides long. Its product is annotated as protein JINGUBANG-like. Gene Ontology annotation, molecular function: protein binding. NCBI's taxonomy places the organism in Eukaryota, Viridiplantae, Streptophyta, Magnoliopsida, Fagales, Fagaceae. The coding region runs from base 1487 to 2836 and encodes 449 amino acids. The record is from RefSeq and is a predicted model, not a curated record. The transcript has 2 exons.